Molecule: messenger RNA, 675 nt
Organism: Polistes canadensis
Lineage: Eukaryota; Metazoa; Arthropoda; Insecta; Hymenoptera; Vespidae
Exons: 4
Coding region: 123-518 (131 amino acids)
Biological process (GO): regulation of transcription by RNA polymerase II; cell differentiation
Cellular component (GO): nucleus
Molecular function (GO): DNA binding
Source: RefSeq, a predicted model, not a curated record
AAUCUCAAAUAUCAGUCGUGUGCGUGCUUCGAACGAGUGAGGGUUGUGGUGUCGUGCCUUCGAGGACUUCGAAAAAAUUCUUUUUAAAACGAACGAAGAUAAACAGAUAAUAUUUUUGAAAAAUGUUACCAUCACCAAGCAACACGUGGCAAUCAACGUAUUAUUACAAUUCCGAUAAUAAUUACGCUUAUUAUCGAUCGACUGCUAUCAAUUUGGAAGAUGCAAAGAAAUCGAUUAAACCAGCAAGAACGUUAAAGUUCGUACCACGAAGCAGCAGUACUCGAAACUUUUCACCCCAAAGGAAAGUUGUUCCACGAACGAUCCGUUUAACGGAAUAUCAGGAAGCUGUACUUGAGGAUCAAUUUAAAAGAUGGCCACGGGCACCUCACACAGGUGAUAUUGUUCUGUUGGCAGCUGAAACAGGUCUAUCCGAAGACGAUGUCCAGGAUUGGUACGCUAUAAGAUUGGCUCAAUGGAGAAAGGAACAAGGUCUUGGUGGAAAUUUAGGAUUGCACUGAUGCUUGUUUUGAAACAUGUCAAAGGGAUGAAAUCAUUCGCGUACCUGAAAUAGAAGUAUAUAAUGAUCUUUAUCAUUUAUUAUAAAUAACAUAAUCAUUGAUAUAUGUGAGAUCGGAAAAAGUACAGGUUUGCAUUGAAAAAUGAAUAUCAAUAUAA